AUGGGCGGUCUCAUUUCUCGUCUAUUAUUUCAACCUCCAGAACCUGCAAGUUAUACGAAGAGCGACAAGUACAUCUUUCUGGAAUGUGAAGAUAAGAAAGUAGUAGAUGAAAGAGGACAGAAAGUUAAUGUCAAGGUACCACUUGUUUUUUUGGAAUGUAAAGGAUCUGAUCUUUGUUUAUUGUAUAGUCAUGGUAAUGCCACAGAUUUGGGUCAAACAAUGCCCUAUCUGGAAUUACUUAGAAGUUCACUUAAGAUCAACGUUUGUGGAUAUGAAUACCAAGGUUAUGGUAUUUCAGAACCAAAAGUGACUUGCUCUGAGCCUAGAGUUUACGCAAGUAUAGAAGCAGCUGUUAAAUAUUUAAAGAAAGAAAGAGGUUUCUCAGAGGAUAGAAUCAUAGUGUUUGGAACAUCUCUUGGAACGGGACCAAGCACGUAUAUUGCCUCAAAAGAAAAUUCAAACUUUAGAGGAGUUAUUCUGCAAAGUCCAUUCACAUCAGUAGUGCGUAUAAAAGUGAACACAAGCAAGAAGAUUUUCUUUGAUAUGUUCCGAAAUAUAGAUAGGAUAGACAAGGUUAAAUGUCCAGUAUUUAUAAUCCACGGAAAGGUAGAUGAAGUAGUUCCUUUCGAUCAUGGAGAAUCACUUCAACAAAAAGUGAAAUACAAAUAUACACCUCUAUUUAUUGACUAUGCCGGUCACAACAACAUAUUGGAAAUAAUGUCUGUAGAACGUUAUUUGAAACAAAUAUUUAAGUUUAUUGUAUAUUUGAACGAAUUUCGAAAUCGUCCAACAGAAGAGAAUGGUCAAAAUGGAUCUAGUUCACAAUAAUCAAACCCCAUUGUAACAAUAAUAUAAUUAUUUAAUAUAUUCUUUC
Molecule: messenger RNA, 874 nt
Organism: Naegleria gruberi
Lineage: Eukaryota; Heterolobosea; Eutetramitea; Acrasida; Naegleriidae
Exons: 3
Coding region: 1-828 (275 amino acids)
Biological process (GO): proteolysis
Molecular function (GO): serine-type peptidase activity
Source: RefSeq, a predicted model, not a curated record